Molecule: messenger RNA, 3454 nt
Organism: Chiloscyllium plagiosum (whitespotted bambooshark)
Lineage: Eukaryota; Metazoa; Chordata; Chondrichthyes; Orectolobiformes; Hemiscylliidae
Source: RefSeq, a predicted model, not a curated record
UGCUCCCAACUUGUGACAGAAAGAAUUUACCAACUUUUCUCGGAGACAACACUCUACGGAACAAGGAAGCAGUUGUUCCAAGAGUAUUUUGUUGCUGAAAGCCAAAUGCUGCGUUAUUAAUGGAAUAAAAAAUGCAGACAAAAAUGAAUUGAAGAACAUUGCUUCUGAUCCAUUUGAAGAGCACUAUUUAUUUGUGGAGGACUUUGAACUGCUCAGUACCAUUUUGGCUAAAGUAUCCAGAAGACUUUGUUUCACAGCUUCAGAGCCUCCAAGACCAGUAAGGACUACGCUGUUGGCAGAAAAGAUCAUUGGCCCCCGGGAUUUGGUGAUUAGUGAAUUGAGUUACAGCUCAAUGAGAUUGUCCUGGACUCCAGCUACAGGAGGUGUGAUGAGCUACAGAGUUGUCAUCAGCCCAUAUUCAUCUGCUGGAAGACUGAUACCAGGAGAAGAGAGACAGAUUGUUACAGAUGGCAAUGAUCAUACAAUACUUGUGACAAACCUAAAACCCAGCACGGAGUAUUCUUUAACCGUGGUUGCUGUGUAUGCUGAUGCAAUUGGGGAUCUCGCAACUGUCAAUGGAAAAACAACUGCCCUGCCUCGUGUGGUUAACUUCCGAGUGAUUGAGAAAGGAUUAUUUAACCUAAAGGUGGCCUGGACUCUUCCUUUAAGGCCAUUGGUGGGUUACAAGAUCUACAUACCAAGAAUUAACAGACCUGGACUGGCCUAUGAACAGAAUAUCAAAGGAGAUGUGUCGUUUCAUGUGAUAGACAAUCUGGAGGAAGACCAAGUCUAUACCAUCAGCAUCUACGCUGUGUACCCCGAGGGCCCCAGUGAUCCUGUGUCCACCACUGGCAGAACAUUGAAACUCACAGCGGUGAGGAAACUAUUUUUGGAGAAUAUUACAACAGAUACCAUACAGGCAAAGUGGCUACCAGUUAAAGGCGCAUCUGGCUACAGACUUACAUGGGGAUCAUCUGAGGGAGACCUGCAGAAUGUCAAUUUAGGUGAAGCCUACCAGUUCUAUAUGAUCCGGGGUCUGCAAGCUGGUACUGAAUACACUGUUACUAUCAACCCAAUUUUUGGCAAUGUAGAAGGCCCAGUGGUCUCUGGGAACAUUGUGACGUUGGCAACAAGUUCUGUCCAUAUUCUGCGAGCAUCGUCCAUCACUACAAGCAGUGCCAUCAUCACGUGGAACGCUGUCCAAGGUGCUACAGGAUAUAGAUUAGCAUGGGGCCCCACACCAGAGUUCAUUGGGAGCGACCGGCCCCGUCAAGUAGCUUUGAACAGCAGCACAACAUCAUAUCAACUCAAAAAUCUGGUUUCCAAUACAGAAUAUGUCUUAUCCCUUUAUGUAGUCUUUGGUUCUGCUGUGGGCCCUGGGAUGACAGCAACUAUGAAAACAAGUCCACUUAGUCACGUAUCAAACUUCAGAGUGACCACAUACACCAAUACCUCAGUGUCUGUAGUCUGGGGUGCUACUGUCAGAGCAACAGAGUACAAGAUAACAUGGAGUCCGACAUCAGGUGGUACUCAGAGUCAAUAUGUGGAUCGCAGCACACUGUCUUACCAUAUUGGACACCUAAACCCUGGAACUCGCUAUACUAUUAGCAUCAAUGCUGUGUACAGGAAUUCUGAGGGGCCUGCAGCAUCUCUUUCUCAAAAGACAGCUUCGCCAGAUUCUGAACAAGUCCAAUCAGUGAAGGAACUGAAAGUCAUCGAAACUGGAUCCAACAGCUUAAAACUCUCAUGGAAAAAGAUGCCUGGCAUUUCAGGAUACAGAAUAUCUUGGGCUCUGCUGCGAGGAGGUCCUGAGAGGACAAGAAUUGUCCCGGCCGAUGCAACACUCCAUGUGUUAAGUGGAUUGCAAGAGAGUUCUACAUACACUAUCCGAGUCUCGACUAUGGUUGGAAGCAGACAAGGAAUGCCCGUUGUCAUCUCAGCCCAGACACGCACCAAAAAGAUAGCAAAACCAGUUGUUAUUUCACCAGUCACCGAGGUGACCAAAAUUGCCCCUGAUUUCAUGUCCCGGAUAGAUACCGCUCGACAAACCAUCAGCCGAAGCAAGACAACUUCAGCGCCUCCAACCCACACCACACCCAUCAGGAAGGUCACUGCUACCACCAGCCCCACCACAACCUCUGCCGCUGCCAGGAGGCUCUCAGCACCUCAGGCCAUGCAGGAUGGACCUGUUUGCGGCAGAGCCAAGGCCGAUAUAGUGUUUUUGGUGGAUGAAUCCUGGAGCAUUGGCCAGAAUAACUUUAAUAAAAUUCGGGACUUUCUCUUCAGGAUUGUUUCAUACUUCCCGAAGAUUGGACCUACAGGAACCCAGGUUGCUGUAGCUCAUUACAGUGAUAAUCCCAGGCCAGAGUUCCAGUUUAGUCAACACAAGGACAGGAAUUCAGUAUUGAGAGCCAUCAGAGCAGUUCAAUAUCGAGGAGGCAACACCAGAACAGCUAGAGGCAUUGGUUAUGUAUUAAAGGAGUUAUUCCAGACAACGGCUGGAAUGCGACAGAAUGUCCCACACAUUCUGGUGUUGCUGACUGAUGGACAGUCACAGGAUGAUGUGGAAUUGCCAGCAAGAGUGGCGUAUGGUCUAGGUAUUAAGGUCAUCUCUGUGGGGAUUGCGAGUGCAGAUAUGGAGGAACUCAAAAGAAUCAUCUACCGUGGGCCCCAAAAUAAUAUAUUUUUCGCGAGCACGUUUGAUGAUUUACCAUUGAUUGAAAGAGAGCUGGUCGAAAGGAUCUGCAGUGAAGCCUCCGUGACUGAGUAUCCUAUACAAGGUGGAUCUGAAACCAGGUCCAACAUAGAUAAUCAGCAAACAGAAUCUAUAAUAUCCAAAGCCUCCAAGCAUGAAGUUGAAGAUGUCAGAAAGCCUGAAGGUCCCUGUGCAUCACACUGCUUGAAGGGUCAGAAGGGAGAACAGGGUGAAAUGGGAUCUCCAGGAAAGCCGGGUCAACUAGGUUUCACAGGUUUACAAACAAGUGGAGGAUAUGAUUCAUUUGCAUUCGCUGAUAAGGGAGAAAAAGGAGAACGGGGCCUGCCAGGGAAAGACGGAAUUCCAGGUCUCCCAGGUCGUCCUGGACGCACUGGCUCACCUGGUUCAACUGGACCGAGGGGUCACCAAGGAAUACAAGGAGAUAGAGGGCUCCCUGGAUUUAAAGGACCUCCAGGUCCUAAAGGUGACAGAGUAAGUAUUAUAGUAACUGAUAUUGUAGAUUUGGAAGUUGCUUUGAAAGAGGCUGAACAAGUUAUUGCAGCAGACCUUCUACAUUGUACAUGGAACCAAAGCGUGCAUGUGACCUUAAAAUGCCUCCAAGCAGAAGGGCUCAACUUUAACACCGAGUGUGAAUUUGUUGAGAAAGCUGUACAAUUCUUGGGACACAUCGUUGACAGUGAAGUUAUCAUGGUGAACCUCAAGAAGACUCAGAACCCUCCUGAGAGAAGCAAAAUUUGA